AUGCUUAGACAAUUUACCAGAUCUACAAUUGCUCGUCAAAGUGCAAGAUUUGCAAGAACAUACUCAACGGGUAGCUCAACCGCAAGGACUCAAUUUAACUCAAAAUUGGCCGUUGGUGCAAUUGUACCAAUUUCCGUUGCCAUUGUUUAUUUGUCAUGGUCAAACUCAAUCCAAAAUGAAACAGUUUUAGGAGUAGCUGAAAGUAUUCAGGAUAAUUUCGAAGAAGGGGCUGCCAUGGCUGACAAGCAUCAAGAAAAGUUUAGAACCGAGCAAGAGCAAUUACAAAAACAAAAAGGUUCUGAUGAAAUUGCCGACAUUGAAAAAUUGAAAACUGAUUUGACAAAAAACGCUGGCGCCCUUGAUUCCAAGGACGUCUCUUCAGACUCGUCUACUGGUAAACAAGCAGCUGAAAAGUUGGACUCUGACACAAGUAGACAUGAAGCUAGUGAUCCUGAGAAGGUAGAGAAGAAACAAGAGAGCAAAGACGCUCUUGCAGAUAAACCAAAAAGUGAAGCCUCGGAAAAGAAAGACAAAGUAGAGAAAUUGGAUGAAAAGUCAAGUGACGUGAAACUGAGUGGCAAAGAGGGAGGGGAUAAAUCAAGCAAUUCUUCCAGUGGGGACUCUAAAGAAGACAAUUAUCAAGGUGCCGCUUACAACCCAGAAACUGGUGAGAUCAACUGGGACUGUCCUUGCUUAGGUGGAAUGGCCCAUGGACCAUGUGGAGAAGAGUUUAAAGAAGCAUUUUCAUGUUUUAUCUACUCUGAAACUGAACCAAAAGGUAUUGACUGUAUUAAGAAGUUUGAAAACAUGAGAACUUGCUUCAAGAAGUACCCAGAGCACUACAAGGAGGAAUUGUUUGAUGAUGAUGACAAGGAAAACAGUACUGAAAUUGUCGAGCAUGAUGUUUUAGAGACUGCUGAACCUGCCAUAAAGGAAAUUGAACAAGCUACUAAUUCGAAAAACCACAAAUAA
Messenger RNA from Lodderomyces orthopsilosis Co 90-125, 972 nucleotides. Its product is annotated as coiled-coil-helix-coiled-coil-helix domain-containing protein. The record is from RefSeq and is a predicted model, not a curated record. Gene Ontology annotation, cellular component: mitochondrial intermembrane space. The transcript has a single exon. Gene Ontology annotation, molecular function: protein-disulfide reductase activity. NCBI's taxonomy places the organism in Eukaryota, Fungi, Ascomycota, Pichiomycetes, Serinales, Debaryomycetaceae. Gene Ontology annotation, biological process: protein import into mitochondrial intermembrane space. Bases 1 to 972 code for a protein of 323 amino acids.